Fusarium verticillioides 7600 is the source of this 1495-nucleotide messenger RNA. RefSeq lists its product as hypothetical. The record is from RefSeq and is a predicted model, not a curated record. The transcript has 3 exons. Gene Ontology annotation, molecular function: glycosyltransferase activity. NCBI's taxonomy places the organism in Eukaryota, Fungi, Ascomycota, Sordariomycetes, Hypocreales, Nectriaceae. Bases 214 to 1236 code for a protein of 340 amino acids.
AUCGUUUGUUUUGCGUUCUGCCUCUUAAACAUCCGUUGCCGUUCAAGCUUGUUUCUUGAUCUGGGCACUAUUCCCUCUUUGAUACAUCGUCUUUUUUUCUUGCCAUCUCUCUGAUUGCGGGUCAAUCUCGGGAUUGUCUUUUCAGCUUCAGUACACCUUUGAACAUCCCAUUCCUUCGCUCAAAGAUCAAGCAGCUUCCUCUUCCAUCUCGUCAUGUCGUCGAAACGACUUCGCGUUGCUUUAGUCGCAGCUGUCACUACACUCUUUUUCUUCUACUUUCAAAGCCAAACAGGCCAAAGGACAUCACCAUGGCUAUCACAUGUCGAAAAAGACGUUGACUGGUCGCGUUUCGCAUAUACGCAAUACGUCACAAACAGCGAGUAUUUGUGUAACUCACUCAUGUUCUUUGAAUCUCUGAAGCGUCACGGAAGUCGACCUGAUCGUGUCAUGAUGGUUCCUGAAAGCAUGCUUGAGCCAGAGAUGGUCAACUCAAGUGAUGCGUAUCUAUUGAACAAAGCACGCGAUGAAUAUAACGUCAAGCUUGUUCCGAUUACCAUUCAGACCAACUGGGCGGGUGACGCUACGUGGGCAGACUCAUACACCAAGCUUCUGGCAUUUAACCAGACUAAUUACGAUCGUGUGCUGUCCAUCGACUCAGAUUCUCUUCUGCUACAAGCCAUGGAUGAACUGUUCUUCCUGCCAGAUGCACCUGUGGCUAUGCCUCGAGCAUACUGGAUAUCCCCCGAGAAGGUCCUCUCAUCACAACUCAUGCUCAUCCAGCCUUCGGAGAUAGAGUUCUCCCGAAUCAUGGAAAGAGUACAAUCAGUAAAGUCUGGCGAGUAUGACAUGGAAAUUGUCAACCAGCUGUAUGGCGACAGCGCCUUGAUCUUUCCCCAUCGCCGCUACGACCUCCUCAGUGGAGAGUUCCGCAACGACAAGCAUGCGCAGUACCUUGGUUCAGAGUUGGGAACCUGGGACCCUGCUGCGGCGUAUAGCGAGGCUAAGCUAAUUCACUUUUCGGAUUGGCCGCUGCCGAAACCGUGGAAGCCUGUGCUUGAGGAAGAUAGACUUGCAGCACAACCAAAUUGUACACAAACGACAAGCGGGGAAGAGGAUUGUACCGCGAGGAUAAUCUGGAACUCGCUGUAUUCUGACUUUAGAGCGAAGCGAAAGGAAAUAUGUGAUUAUCGUGUAGAGACAAGAGAGUCUGCUGCAAGUGGGACUAUGUUGAUCUAGAAUUCAAAAUUACGAUGAAGGCUGCCAGAGGGUCUAUAUCUGAAUAGAACUUGGAUUUGUUCAACAACCGGGAAAUUGUACAUGACGAGUAUGAGUAAAGAUCAAAAAUGAUUAUUUAGAGAAUGGUAAACAGAACAUAGAGCUCAACUGAACGAGGUUAAAUGUCCACCCUGUAUCACAGAAUGUUCAUACCGAGCUUGGGGCCCAUUAGUCAAUGUGCGUUGAACACUUGCUGAAAAAUCAGAAGAUCUUAGGGCAG